This is a messenger RNA of Sardina pilchardus (European sardine), 730 nucleotides long. Its product is annotated as calglandulin-like. The record is from RefSeq and is a predicted model, not a curated record. Gene Ontology annotation, cellular component: myosin II complex. Gene Ontology annotation, molecular function: calcium ion binding. The transcript is spliced from 5 exons. Lineage: Eukaryota; Metazoa; Chordata; Actinopteri; Clupeiformes; Clupeidae. The coding region runs from base 183 to 650 and encodes 155 amino acids.
UCUCUCCACCCAAAACCAUAAGUGCUGGUGGAUAUUGCAGCUGUAUGCCUUAAAAGGAUCAGACAAGUCCAAAUCCUGUGGGAUCUCUUUACAUAGCCUCCCAACAAAUCUUAAGAUCUGCCAUUUCAGUCACAAGUACCAUCCGUGUCUGUGGGCUCAGUGGAGGAUUUCUCGUGUCUAGAAUGGCAAACAAACUGACUCCAGAACAGAUCACAGAGUACAAGGGAGUGUUUGAGAUGUUUGAUGAGGAGGGAAAUGGAGAUGUGAAGACUCAGGAGCUGGAGAGGCUCAUGAGUCUGAUGGGCAUUAACCCCACUAAGAGGGAGCUUGGCCAGAUGGCCAAAGAUGUGGACAAAAAUGGCAAAGGAACUUUCAAUUGUGACAGCUUCUUGGGAUUGAUGGCCUUGUACCUUGAGAUGACAAAGAACCAGGAUGCAGAGCUCCGGGCUGCUUUCAAAGUUUUUGAUAAAGACGCAAAGGGCUACAUAGACUGGAACACACUGAAAUAUGUACUGAUGAAUGCAGGGGAGCCCCUGAAUGAGCUGGAGGCAGAACAGAUGAUGAAGGAGGCGGACAAAGAUGGCGACGGAACCAUUGAUUACGAAGAGUUUGUGGCUAUGAUGACGGGAGACUCAUUCAAGAUGAGCUAAAUGUCAUGAUGUGGAUUGAGCAGUGUGUGGACUACAUGAUCACUAUGUAGAACACCACUGAGGAAAUAAAAACUUAACAG